Acaulospora colombiana is the source of this 1109-nucleotide messenger RNA. Lineage: Eukaryota; Fungi; Glomeromycota; Glomeromycetes; Diversisporales; Acaulosporaceae. The record is from the annotation of a GenBank genome assembly.
AUUCGUGGCUAUUGCCAAUGACAUUACCUUCAGGAUUGGAUCUUUUGGUCCCAGAGAGGAUGAAUAUUUCUACCUCGCUACCCAAUAUGCCCGCAAGCUCGGAGUACCCCGCAUUUAUCUGUCCGCGAACUCUGGAGCUCGUAUCGGCUUAGCAGAAGAAGUGAUGAACCUUUUCUCGUGCGCAUGGAAUGUACCAGGUCAACCGGAGAAAGGCGUCAAUUACCUUUACCUGACACCUGAAGCGGAACUGAAGCUCAGAGAGAAGGGUUCAGGAGCUGUUCGAACAGAACAAAUCGAAGACGAAGGAGAGGUUCGGCACAAGAUUACUGAUAUCAUUGGCUUACAAGAUGGUCUCGGUGUCGAGUGCUUGAAAGGUUCAGGCUUGAUUGCUGGUGAGACCUCUCGUGCCUACGACGAUAUCUUCACGAUCACUCUUGUCACUGCUCGCUCCGUUGGCAUUGGUGCAUAUCUUGUCAGACUGGGCCAGAGAGCUGUACAAGUAGAAGGCCAGCCUAUUAUUCUCACUGGCGCUCCCGCUUUGAACAAGGUCCUCGGCCGCGAAGUUUACACCUCCAAUCUCCAGCUCGGUGGUACUCAAAUUAUGUACAAGAACGGCGUGUCACAUCUCACUGCUGGUAGUGACUUGGAUGGAGCGACCCAUAUCCUCAAAUGGCUGUCCUAUGUACCAGAGCACCGUGGCGCACCGCUCCCGAUCACUAUUUCUCGAGAUUCAUGGGAUCGUGACAUUGACUACGUACCACCCAAGGGCCCCUAUGAUCCAAGGUGGUUCAUCGAAGGAAAGCGUGACGAGAUCUCGUCUGAAUGGAUGAGUGGCUUCUUUGAUGAAAGUUCUUUCCAGGAAACCCUCAGCGGUUGGGCACAGACGGUGGUCGUUGGCCGAGCAAGACUCGGUGGAAUUCCUAUGGCCCGUACGAUAGAACGUAUUGUCCCUGCGGACCCUGCCAAUGCUGCAUCCUUUGAACAAAAGAUCAUGGAGGCUGGUCAAGUCUGGUACCCUAAUUCUGCAUACAAGACUGCCCAAGCAAUCUUCGAUUUCGAUCGUGAACAACUCCCUCUCAUCAUAUUCGCCAAUUGGCGUGGCUUCUCUG